This is a messenger RNA of Stegodyphus dumicola, 1753 nucleotides long. RefSeq lists its product as uncharacterized. Gene Ontology annotation, cellular component: chitin-based extracellular matrix. Gene Ontology annotation, molecular function: structural constituent of chitin-based larval cuticle. NCBI's taxonomy places the organism in Eukaryota, Metazoa, Arthropoda, Arachnida, Araneae, Eresidae. The record is from RefSeq and is a predicted model, not a curated record.
UGCUCACAUAUAUUAGAGCAGAAGGGACACACAAAGAAGCUCUACAUCAUGAAAUUAGUGAAGCUUCUUAUUACUUUUGUUGCCCUUUUUGGAAAUACUUUCUGUGUUGAUGAGGAAUUUGAAACUGCUACUCAAUCGUCCACAGCAACAUUUUCAGAUGACAGAGAUAUUACAAGAUCACCAAUUAGAUUAACUUUUUAUGAAAACCAAAAUGAAAGUUCUCAGCAAGCUCAGAAAGGACUACCUCUUCACCCCUUAGCAUAUUCCAAUGAGUGGAAGCCCAUGCUAAUGCCAAUUCCGUUGUCAUCAUUCCGCGUUAAAACGAGUGAUCCAAAUUCUGAAAAUGAGAGACCUGGUUUUCAGCCUACUCCCUUGCAACGGACAAGCAGUCAAAUUAAAAAUCUGACUGAAAGCAUGGACCAGUACCCUGUACCUUCAGAUGACAUCAGAGUGCCAUUAAGUACUGCAUUUUUACCGUUUCCUCCUCUGUUCUUCCCUCGACCUAUGCCGUCUGAUCAGUUAAGUGGAAUGAGUGAUAUUACAGCCCAAAACACACAGGAAAUUAAAAAUGAAUCAUCGUCUUUCCCUUGGCCUUUCUUCUAUGGGCCAAACGCAGCUCGCCCUGAUAUUGCUUCUGAUAACUUCCCAUUCAUACCCCGAAGUUUUCCGAUUCCAGCAUUCUUUUUACCAAACGUUCUUAGAAAUAAAGACCAGGAAAAUUCUUUAAUAAAGUCAGAAUUUCCAAGAGCUCCUUUCAUUUAUCCACCACCUCUAUCAGUAGGUGAUGAUAGAAAUUAUCUUGUAAGCCAAGGUGUUAACCCUUUUGUUGGAUCACCUUUCAUGACCAUAGUUCCAGCAUCUUCUGAGGGCAAAAGUAUCUUGCCAAAGGACAAUAUUCGAGAAGAAGGGUCCAUUUCUUUACCUGAAGAUGAAUUAUCCAGCGAAGACCCAAUUUCUUCAGAACCUAUUGCAUCUGAAUCAGUACCACCAGAAAUGCCCAUUCGUCCGCUACCAGUUUUUCCUUUAGGUGUUCUGCCACCUUCAUAUAUGCCACCAUUUGCUUUUCCACCUCAGGUUUUUUCUCCUCCUGUUCUACCCGAAGUUCCACCAGCUAUACAGACAUUUCCGGAUACUCCAUUACCUGCCGGUGAGUUAUCUAAGCCAAACGCUUUCCCAUUAGAAAUUCUACCAGAAGAGACUUUACCACCAAGAGUUUUACCUGCUAACGUCGAACAGGCAGAAAAUGUACCGCUGGAAAUAGUUUCUCAGGAUAAGAACGUAGAAGAGGAUAUUAUAAAUUCAGCAAGGAUUCCUUACGAAUUUGGAUAUGAGAUGAAUGAUGGAAAUGGCACAGACCAACAUAGACAAGAAAUUGCUGAUGAAACUGGGGCUGUGAAAGGAAGUUACGGAUACAAAGAUCCACUGGGAGUUUACCGCCUUGUCAAUUAUUUCGCCGAUCAGAAUGGAUUUAGAGCAUUUAUUCAAACCAAUGAACCUGGAGUUGCUAAUCCGGGAAGCGCUGAUGUUGUUGUGAUGGCUGAAGUACCGCCUCCUCGAGCUCUUGCAGAAGGAUUUAAACAGCCUGAACUGAUACCAGUGGAAAUUCCAGACUCAGAUUUAAUAGCAGAAGGAAGCGUAACUAAAUAAUAGGUGUUCCCAAGAGUAAAAUUUGAAAUGUUUUAAUGCUGAGUACGUUAAUGAUUUCAGUUUCGUGUUUUGUGAUUUAAUACAGACUCCUUCAUUGUAAUCAAAA